Microthlaspi erraticum is the source of this 324-nucleotide messenger RNA. The record is from the annotation of a GenBank genome assembly. NCBI's taxonomy places the organism in Eukaryota, Viridiplantae, Streptophyta, Magnoliopsida, Brassicales, Brassicaceae.
AUGUGGAACAGAGCACCUUUCCGUGAACCUUUCUCCCCAAGAGCAAUCACGAGUGUAAAGGAAGGAAUCUCAAAGCUGAAGACAAUUGUUUGUUUACCACCAAUAGGAGUUAAAGGGGAAUCCUUAGCUCCGUGGAUCCUCUGGAGUAUUUGGCUGAGCAGAAACAACAAGCUCUUCAACGCCAGCAAUCUAAGUGCCUAUGGAACGCUGAAUCUCGCAAUUAUCCGAGCAAGAGAAUGGAUCCAAGCACAAGACGAGAUCCCGAAGCCAUGUCAAUUACCAAAGAGAGAUACAAUAGUAAAUCUACCAGGAAACUACAUCUGA